Messenger RNA from Ictalurus furcatus (blue catfish), 2579 nucleotides. RefSeq names its product mesothelin-like protein. NCBI's taxonomy places the organism in Eukaryota, Metazoa, Chordata, Actinopteri, Siluriformes, Ictaluridae. Gene Ontology annotation, biological process: cell-matrix adhesion. The coding region runs from base 3 to 1331 and encodes 442 amino acids. The record is from RefSeq and is a predicted model, not a curated record. Gene Ontology annotation, cellular component: cell surface. The transcript has 10 exons.
AAAUGAAGAACUGUGGCGAUAUUUCUGAUUCCCAGAUCACUGCUGUACAGUCACUACUGCUCAGUGGUAACACCACUUAUGGUAAUCCUUUAAAGUGGAAUGUGCAGACUCUGAAGCAGCUGAGCAUCCUGCCUCUCUAUUUCAAAUCAGACUUCUGGGGACAGAUCAGCUCUGAUCUAAAAAAGACGUUUCUGAAGACAUUCAUGCCAUUCCUGAGGAAUCAAAAGACCCCAAUACAGAAACAGAGGAAUUUAUUUACAGAAUGCAACUCCAAAGUGUCCAAAGUCCGUCGUGCUGCAGUAUGCACCACUGGCACCAUCACACCUGUGACAAUUGCAGACGCAUCAUUUCCUGUGGGAUAUGACUCCACUCAGUUUGAUUUGUGUUUGAAUAUCACUGUCCUGCAAGACAACCUGGCAGCCAUCACUGAGAAAGUGGUGGACACCAGUUUGCAGACCGUCAUUCUAAACAAGUUAAACCAGAUCUACCCAUCAGGCCUAAAUGAUAGUGUGCUACAGCUACUGGGCCCCACAUCUCAUGUGGCAACUAUUGAUGACAUCAGAAAGUGGAACAUUACCAUAAUCGACACACUGUCCUCUUUGAUGAACUCAGAUAAUGGAAACUGGGCACCAGAGAUGAGUAAAGCAGUGAUUACAAGGUAUCUGAGCGUAGCUAAUCACACUCUGGGCACUACUGAAAUAAAUGCAGUUGGUUCCAGCAUCUGUUCUUUGGAUGUCAAUGUACUGGAAAAUAUCACUGCUGAGAGCUUGAAGAAUGCAAACACUCUGGAUCUGUCCUCAUGUUCCAUUCAACAGAAAUCUGCUCUGUACAUCAUCAGCAACUCCUCAUUCAGUGGACAACGCAGUACUGCCAGAAUAUAUUACCAGCUCAUCAGCCCUUACCUGGGUGGUGCACCUGUGCAAGAUAUACAAUCUCUUUCUACCAAGAAUGUCAGCAUGGACAUCACCACCUUCAUGAAUCUAAACCCUGCUGUUAUCAUGGCCUUAAAUGUAAGCACAGUGCAAGGUCUGCUUCAGGUGAAUUUGCCUGAUCUGAAGCUGUUUGAGAACUCCUCAGUGGUUCAGUCCUGGGUGGCUCAGCAGUACCAAUCGGAGUUGAACACCCUGAACAUUGGCCUGACUGGGGGCAAAAUCCCCCCUGUGACAACUCAAUCAACAAUCACUACUGUCAUCACCAGCCAGACAAACCAAACGACUUCUGCCAAUACCACAGCUCAGGCAUCAGGUGCACCUAUGUUUCAUGCUGGAACAUGGUUCGUCCUUCUGUGUGUAGGACUCCUGACUAUCACACACACUCUUCACAGAACAUAACUUCAGCUUUUAUCUAUUAUCACAAAUUUUUAUAAUCAUAUCAAAUUGCCGUUAUUCACCAUGUAUCUGUUGUUUCAGUACUGGCAGUGGAAUAUAUUAAUAUAUUUUCACAUAUUUAAAUUAUUAUUAUUAUAGAGUUUAUUACCAACAUUCUUGUAAUACAAUUUCUGUAGAUGGUUGAUUAAGAUAUUUCUCUAUGUUUGAGCAUAUUUGGUCUAUUAUUUUGAAUACAAAUGUUGGGGUAUAAUUAAUCUCAUUUUUAGUCACUUUUAAAAUCUUUAAAUAAUUAAUCUCUUGAAUAAUCUAUUGGUAAUAAUCUUUAUUUCUUUCAAUACAGUGUCAAUAUAUGUAUAUAUGUUGUAAUCAAUGCAUAGUAAAAUUAUUUUCAACUUCAAAAUCACAAUUAGCCUUUGUUCUAUUUGUGAAUAUAAUUAUAGUUUAUUUUCUAAAAUAUGUUACAAUAUUCUGUGUCAUUAUUAGGUCUAGUAAAGUUUCUUCUUUUUACCAAACUAAAUUUGCAGUUUAUAAUUUUAUUUCUUUUAUGUCCUUGUGUGUGCGGAGUUUGCAUGCUCUUCCAGUGGGAUAAGCAGUAUAGAAAAUGGAUGGAUGGAGGUUUAACCACAAGGUGAUUCAAGGAAAAUUAUAUUAAUGCAAUUUAUUUUGCUCAGUUUGCGCAGUAUUUCCACAUAACUGACCCCAACUUCCUACCAAGCUUGGAUAGGAACAGUUUUCAGAUAUUUCAGAUGACUGUGGGUUCUUAUAUGUUGGUCUAAUGUUGAGAUUGGUUUCCCGAAGCCCAUGUCCUGUGUGUCGGAAUUACAUGACUCUUGAUUCUGGUUUUUAGUAAUGGUAUUUAGUUAUAACUUCUGACUCAGGUUUAGGCUUGGGCUUAGGGUUGUGGUUGGACUUGGGGUUCGGAUUGGGCUUGCGAUUUGGCUUGGGUUUGGGCUUAGGGUUGGGCUUGGUCUUAGGGUUUCAGAAAGUUUUAGAAUUUUAGGGUUUUGAGAGGUUUAGGGUUUGGGGGAUUCGGAGUUUGUUCAGAUUAUAAUUAGGCUGUAAUUAGUUUAGGUUAUAAUUUUGAUAAGGUAGGAUUUAGGUUACAAUUUACACUGUUUAUUCACUUAUUUCUAUAGAUUAGGUAAGAUUUGGAACGGGUUAUGAUUCGGUCUAUAGUUAGGUUAAAAUCAGGUCAGGUUAUGAUUAUGAUAGCGUUAUAGUUAUCAUACAGUUCAGAUUAGGUUUUUUAAU